Messenger RNA from Echinostoma caproni, 1383 nucleotides. The record is from the annotation of a GenBank genome assembly. NCBI's taxonomy places the organism in Eukaryota, Metazoa, Platyhelminthes, Trematoda, Plagiorchiida, Echinostomatidae.
AUGGAUUGGGAAAAUGUCGAUAUAGAUAUCGAUUUUGGUGAAAGCUAUCCGAUUGUGAAAUAUGCAACGUUCCUCUGCCAUGUUCUCUUUUCACCUUUGUCGGGUUUCAAGUCUACCGCAAACUUGGAUCCUUCUAAAUGGUACAUUGAAACUAAACAAACUAUCUCAUUCCCAUCCCAAACGUUUCAGAAAUUCGUGUCCAGCGGUUGUGUGGAACAUCUCGAUUUUCUUCCUUUGUGGACAGCCACCGGAGACUAUUUUCAGCGUCUGCGCGAAGUCGAGACCGGGCGUUCGUUUCGCAGUUUAGAUGAUUUACCGCGUGAAGUCGCCGCUACCGCAUCCGGACCUCCAUUGGCUCGCACAAACGGUUCAGUUUAUGUACCGUCCGGACAGGAAGUUGUCCGUAUCAUGCACGCGAUGGAUCGUAAAUGUUUCCAAUCAUGUAGCGAAUCACAACUACUGGAGCAUGCUUUUUAUCCGGGCGAAGAUCCGUUCAGUCUGGCUUCACGUGUGGCCGCCAUGCACGAAUUGACCGAACGUAAUGGAUUGGAUUUUAUGUUCACAUAUGCUGAUCGCCGUCAUUGUGUUCGGGACUAUUUAACCGAUUUGUCUCGGAUGGCUGGCAUUCAACAAGUUUGUUGGUUGUUGGAAGCUAUGAAAUUACAACUGGAACAUGAGAGCAUCGGAGAUCAACGCGAACUGACCCCAUUCAAUUUGGAUGAUCCAGGCACACCAACUGUCGGUCCUGCAGCGAGCGUUACUGGACAUCAGCGCAGUUUGGGUGCGUGUCAUUUGUACAAUCUACCACCAUGUAUGGUGAAAGAUUUACUGUUGCGUACGUUGAGGGCCGGUCAACUCUUCAGUUGUACUCCAACUGUUUCCGACCGUAUGGAGAGCCUAAAUGAUUCCACUGGACAACAAACAGAGGAGCCCAGAACACCGCGUCGUCGGUUCCGCAUUCGUCGUCAACCAGAGACAACGUCUAAUCGUCCCAGUGGGUCUGUUAGUCGUAUACCGGAUGCACUGUUCCAAAGGCAGCUCGAUGGAUGCUUGGGUCGUGUCCCACCCACGUUUUAUCAAGCAUUGUACACCAUUUUGGAACGGUCGCCUCAUGGUGUUCUCAUUUGCAAUAAGCUGCUUUCACAGAAACCAACUCUGACCGAUAUGACCCCGUACGACUUGAACUUCAUCGAUGAGGUCGAAUGGUUGUUACGUCCCAUUGGCGAUCCAGCAUACCGGUCCUUAUUCGUGGAGACAGUGAUGGUGAUUGCUGUGAUCCUCGAUCGAAACAAAGAACUCUCUUUCAAAGACACAGUAGAUAUCAAACUGGUCAUUCAAGAUGCGAUGGCAGCAUUCACCAAAGAUCGACACGAGCAUGCGUGA